AUGCCUGCCGCCGCCGCCGCCGCCAAGCCCGACUUGCGGGCUUGCGCCGCGUGCCGGCACCAGCGCCGGAAGUGCCGGCCUGAUUGCCAGUGGGCCGAGUUCUUCCCCGCCGCCCUCCCACAGACCUUCGCCAACGCCCGCGCCCUCUAUGGCCUCAGGAACAUGAACGAGCUGACCAGGCACCUCCCGCCCGAACCUCGCAGGAUCGCCAUGGAGACCAUCAUCUUCGAGUCCAACAUGAGGGCCUUCGACCGCGUGGGCGGGUGCUACCGCGUGAUCCGCGACCUGGCCGCCGCUGUCCAGCUGGUCGAGUGUGAGCUCCGGCGUGCUCAGCAGCUGCUCGCUAUGCUUCGCGGCUCGGAGCUCGGUGUCGGUAGCAAUGUCGAGAAUUGCAAUCUGGGGUUGCCGCAAAGAUCGAGUCAGGAUCAAGAGGUUUCACUGCGCCAUUAUUUCAUCGCGGACGAUCUCGGAGCGUCGACUUCAUCAUGUCGAGUCGAUGAACCGCCAGGCGCCAACCCGUUGCCCGGUCAUGUUUGCCGAAGCGAUCAGCCAUUGAAUUUUCUCGACGAACAAAUAAGCAGCGGCACGGUCCCGGUAAUGGAUGGCGCGAGCUCGACGUACAUCAAUCAGUUAGAGCUUGAUCCGAGUUCGAUCGCGUCACAGUUGUGUCCCCCCGGUAACAAGUCUCUGAAGACAGUCGAAUGCACGAACUCGUGGCUUCUCGCCGGCGUUUACCCGAGAGAUCAGCCAUCGAACUUCCUCAAACUCAAAUCGCUCGACAAAAUCAACAGGCAAAGUAGGCCUAUUGUUGCAAGGGACGAGCUCGAUGGACGAUAAAUUAAAGAGUAAUUAGGAUUCAAUUGCUUCCCAGUUGUUCUCUCGGGAAGAAAUUUUGUUCACUCUGAAAGAUUCAAACCAAAGCAAGUAAUUAUUUCCACUCAUGAAAGUAUCAUUCUUUUUCCUUAGCUGCUUAUAUUUUUGGUUUUGUCUCAUUUCCAAGAAAUUAAUACAGCUUAGGAGAAACUUUUGAAAAGAUU
Molecule: messenger RNA, 1037 nt
Organism: Rhodamnia argentea
Lineage: Eukaryota; Viridiplantae; Streptophyta; Magnoliopsida; Myrtales; Myrtaceae
Product: LOB domain-containing protein 4-like
Exons: 3
Coding region: 1-837 (278 amino acids)
Source: RefSeq, a predicted model, not a curated record